UCCCUCUGACCCUCUGUCCCUCCACUGUCCCUGCACCAUGGGACCUGCCUCAGGUCCCAGCCUGCUAUUGUUGCUACUCACCAGCCUCCCCCUGGCCCUGGGGGAUCCCAUGUACUCCCUGAUCACCCCCAACAUCCUGCGGCUGGGGAGCGAAGAGAUGGUGGUGCUGGAGGCCCACGAUGCCACACAAGACGUUCAGGUCACGGUCACCGUCAGCGACUUCCCAGCCAAGAAGCAAGUGCUGUCCAAUGAAAAGAUCACGCUGACCAGUGCCUCGGACUACAUGGGCAGCGUCACCAUCAAGAUCCCGAUCAGCAAGGAGUUUAAGCCAGAAAAGAAGAACAAUUACGUGAUCAUCCAAGCGUCCUUCGGGGGCGUCCAGGUGGAGAAGGUGGUGCUGGUCAGCCUUCAGAGCGGGUACCUCUUCAUCCAGACGGACAAGACCAUCUACACCCCAGGCUCCACAGUUUUCUAUCGGAUCUUCACCGUGGACCACAAGUUGCUGCCCGUGGGCCGGACCGUUAUGAUCAGUGUUGAGACCCCUGAGAACAUCACCAUCAAGCAGGACUCCCUGUCUUCCCACAACCAGGUCGGCAUCUUGUCCUUGUCUUGGACCAUCCCAGAACUGGUCAACCUGGGUCAGUGGAAGAUUCGAGCCCACUAUGAACAUUCACCGAAUCAGGUCUUCUCCACUGAGUUUGAGGUGAAGGAGUACGUGCUGCCCAGUUUCGAGGUCACAGUGGAGCCUGCAGAGAAAUUCUACUAUGUCUAUGACCCAGAGGGCCUGCGGGUCACCAUUACAGCCAGGUUCUUGUACGGGAAGAACGUGGAUGGAACUGCCUUUGUCAUCUUUGGGAUCCAGGACGGCGACCAGAGGAUUUCGCUGGCCCAGUCUCUCACCCGCAUUAUGAUCGAUGAUGGCUCAGGAGAGGCUUUGCUGAGACGACAGGUGCUGCUGGACGGGGUGCAGCCCUCCGAAGAGUCUGCCCUGGUGGGGAAGUCCCUGUACGUGUCUGUCACCGUCAUCCUGCACUCAGGCAGCGACAUGGUGGAGGCGGAGCGCAGCGGUAUCCCCAUCGUCACCUCCCCCUACCAGAUCCACUUCACCAAGACGCCCAAGUACUUCAAACCAGCUAUGCCCUUCGACCUCACGGUGCUGGUGACGAAUCCCGAUGGCUCCCCCGCCCGCCACGUCCCUGUGGUGAUCGAGGGCUCUAAUGCGCCUUCCCUAACCCAGGACGAUGGCAUGGCCAAGCUGAGCACCAACACGGCCGACAGCACCGAGCGCCUGACCGUCACGAUCAUGAACAAAGGGAAGCUUCUGAAGGCUGGACGCCAGAAGCGAGAGUCCGGUCAGGGCCUGGUGGUGGUACCUGUGACCAUCACUAAGGAUUUCAUCCCUUCCUUCCGCGUGGUGGCUUAUUACACCCUGAUUGGCAGCAGUGGCCAGAGGGAGGUGGUGGCUGACUCUGUGUGGGUGGACGUCAAGGACUCCUGUAUGGGCACACUGGUGGUAAAAGGUAGCGGCAAUAAUGACAGGAAGCCUUUACCUGGGCAGCAGAUGACCUUUAAGAUAGAAGGUGACCAUGGGGCCCGAGUGGGGCUGGUGGCCGUGGACAAAGGUGUGUUUGUGCUGAACAAGAAGAACAAGUUGACUCAGAGCAAGAUCUGGGACGUGGUGGAGAAGGCAGACAUCGCCUGCACCCCCGGCAGUGGAAAGGACUAUGCUGGCGUCUUCAUGGAUGCAGGUCUGGUCUUCAAGACCAACAAAAACCUGGAGACCCCCCAGAGGACAGAUCUUGAGUGCCCCAAACCAGCCGCCCGCCGACGUCGCUCCGUGCAGCUCAUGGAGAAGAGGACGGACAAAGCGGGUCAGUACUCGGACAAGCAGCUGCGCAGGUGCUGCGAGGACGGCAUGAGAGAGAACCCCAUGCGGUUCUCAUGCCAGCGCAGGGCUCGCUUCAUCAUCCUGAACGAGGCGUGCGUGAAGGCCUUCCUGGACUGCUGCAACUACAUCACCCAGCUGCGGCUGCAGCAAGCCCGCAACAACCCCCUGGGCCUGGCCAGGAGUGAUCUGGAUGAGGAAAUAAUCCCAGAAGAAGACAUAAUUUCCCGAAGCCAGUUCCCAGAGAGCUGGCUGUGGACCAUAGAAGAAUUGAAAGAACCAGAGAAAAAUGGAAUCUCCACAAAGACCAUGAGUGUGUUUUUGAAAGACUCCAUUACCACUUGGGAGAUUCUGGCUGUGAGCUUGUCAGACAAGAAAGGGAUCUGCGUGGCGGCUCCCUACGAGGUCACAGUGAUGCAGGACUUCUUUAUUGACCUGCGGCUACCCUACUCUGUGGUCCGCAAUGAGCAAGUGGAAAUCCGAGCCAUCCUCUACAACUACCAAGACACAAAGCUCAAGGUGAGGGUGGAACUCCUAUACAAUCCAGCCUUCUGCAGCAUGGCCACCGCCAAGAAGAACUACCAGCAGACUCUGACGAUCCCACCCAAGUCGUCAGUGCCAGUGCCCUAUGUCAUUGUGCCCCUGAAGAUCGGUCUACAGGAGGUGGAGGUCAAGGCCGCAGUCUACAACUUCUUUAUCAGUGACGGUGUCAAAAAGACCCUGAAGGUCGUGCCAGAAGGAAUCAGAGUCAACAAAACUGUGGUUGUUCGCACACUGAAUCCACAAGGUGCAGGGGGAGUGCAGAGAGAAGAGGUCCGUCCUGCAGACCUCAGUGACCAAGUCCCAGAUACAGAGUCUGAGACCAGGAUUCUCCUGCAAGGAACCCCGGUGGCUCAGAUGACAGAGGACGCUAUUGAUGGAGACCAUCUGAAACACCUCAUCGUGACCCCCUCGGGCUGCGGGGAGCAGAACAUGAUCAGCAUGACGCCCACGGUCAUUGCUGUGCACUACCUUGACCACUCCGAGCAGUGGGACAAGGUCGGCCUGCAGAAGCGGCAGGACGCCUUGAAGCUCAUCCAGAAGGGUGUGCCCCCUGGCUCUCUGGAAGACCCCCCGAGCUCGGCCUUCGCGGCCUUCCAGAGCCGGGCGCCCAGCACCUGGCUGACCGCCUACGUGGUCAAGGUCUUCUCUCUGGCCGUCAACCUCAUUGCCAUAGACUCCCAGGUCCUCUGUGGGGCUGUCAAAUGGCUGAUCCUGGAGAAGCAGAAGCCCGACGGAAUGUUCCAGGAGGAUGGGCCCGUGAUACACCAGGAAAUGAUUGGUGGCUUCCGGGAGAAAAACGAGAAAGAGGUGUCCCUCACAGCCUUUGUUCUCAUCGCGCUGCAGGAGGCUAAAGAUAUUUGUGAGAAUCAGGUCAACAGUCUGCCAGGCAGCAUCAAUAAAGCAGGAGACUUCCUCGAAGCCAGUUACCUGAAUCUGAAGAGACCAUAUGCUGUGGCCAUUGCUGGCUAUGCCCUGGCCCACUUAGGCAAGCUGGAGGGUUCCCACCUCAUCAAGUUUUUGAGCACAGCCAAAGAAAAGAACCGCUGGGAGGAACCUGGUAAGCAUCUCUACAACGUGGAGGCCACGUCCUACGCCCUCUUGGCCCUGCUCCUGCUUAAAGACUUUGACUCUGUGCAUCCUGUCGUGCGAUGGCUCAAUGAGCAGAGAUACUAUGGUGGUGGCUAUGGCUCCACUCAGGCUACCUUCAUGGUGUUCCAAGCCUUAGCCCAAUACCAAAAGGAUGUCCCUGACCACAAGGCUUUGGACCUCGAGGUGUCCCUCAAACUGCCCAGCCGGAGUUCCCCGGUCAAGUACCGCCUCGUCUGGGAAUCGGCUAGCCUCCAGCGGUCAGAAGAGACCAAGGUAAAUGAAGGUUUUACAUUAACUGCUGAAGGAAAAGGCCAAGGCACCUUGUCGGUGGUGACAAUGUACUAUGCCAAGCUCAAAGACAAAAGCACCUGCAAGAAUUUUGAUCUCAAGGUCAGCAUAAGCCCAGCACCUGAAUCAGUCAGGAAGCCUGAAGAUGCCAAGAGGACUAUGGUCCUUGACAUCUGUACCAGGUACCUGGGAGACCAGGAUGCCACUAUGUCAAUCCUGGAUAUAUCCAUGAUGACUGGCUUUGCUCCUGACACUGCAGACCUUGAUCUGCUGAGCACUAAAGUCGACAGAUACAUCUCGAAGUAUGAGCUGAACAAAGCCUUCUCCACCAAGAGCAAUCUCAUCAUCUACCUGGACAAGAUCUCAAACUCCGAGGAAACAUGCAUAUCCUUCAAAGUUCACCAGUACUUCAAUGUAGGGCUUAUCCAGCCUGGAUCAGUCAAGGUCUACUCUUACUACAACCUGGAGGAAACCUGCACCAUGUUCUACCACCCAGAGAAGGAUAAAGGAAUGCUGACCAAGCUCUGCCACAAGGAUAUGUGCCGCUGUUCUGAGGAGAACUGCUUCAUGCAGCACCUGGAUGAAAAGAUCACUGCGGAGUACCGGCUGGAGAAGGCCUGUGAGCCGGGAGUGGACUAUGUGUACAAGACCACACUGCAAAAGACGGUGCUGUUGGAUGACUUUGACGAGUACACAAUGCUCAUUGAGCAGAUCAUCAAAUCAGGCUCUGAUGAGGUGCAGGUUGGACAAACUCGCACGUUUAUCAGCCACAUCAAGUGCAGAGAUGCCCUGAAGCUGAAUGAGGGGAAACACUACCUCAUGUGGGGCGUCUCCUCCGACCUCUGGGGAGAGAAACCCAACAUCAAGUAUAUCAUCGGGAAGGACACCUGGGUGGAGCAUUGGCCUGAGGCAGAAGAAUGCCAAGACGAGGAUAACGAGAAACAGUGCCAGGACAUCGGCGACUUCACGGAGAGCAUGGUCGUCUUUGGUUGCCCCAAUUGACGACCUACCCCAUGCACUGUCCUUCCACCCCCCACCCCUCAAUAAAGUUUCAGUUAUAUUUCACUGUC
Molecule: messenger RNA, 4875 nt
Organism: Galeopterus variegatus (Sunda flying lemur)
Lineage: Eukaryota; Metazoa; Chordata; Mammalia; Dermoptera; Cynocephalidae
Gene: C3
Product: complement component 3
Exons: 40
Coding region: 38-4807 (1589 amino acids)
Biological process (GO): complement activation; inflammatory response
Cellular component (GO): extracellular region
Molecular function (GO): endopeptidase inhibitor activity; protein binding
Source: RefSeq, a predicted model, not a curated record